AUACCGCGACUUGCUUCCAACGUCCAUCGUCUAUAUAGAGGUCUGCGACCACCACACUCCUUCUCGUUCUUGUCUAUCCGUUAUCAAGCAACUAUCCUUCACUUUCAUCGACAUCUCCUUCGUCAUGCCCAUCGCCACGUCCAGCACCAGUCUUCGCGACCGCCGACAUGUUGCACUCGUCGUCAAGACGUCGAGGAACGAGCUCGAGACCCGUGGCCGCAAUAGAACGAGGCACCCCCUCGUCAACAGCCGCGAGCCCACCGCGUCCUCCAGCCGCCCUCCCAGAGUCCGCGCUCCCACACCCGCGCCUUUGUACCACGCACACGAGCUCAUGCCCUACCUCCACAUCGGCUUCCACGAUCUCGACACGAAGUCUACGCGCAUUCCUGGCCCCUACACGCACGGCCCUGCCCCUACGCACGUUGUCAAGAUCCUUUACGCCCCCACGCGCGGUGCGACUCUGCACACCGAUACCGCCGCUGACGCCCACAUCCUUACCAUCUCUGUCCCCAAAGACGCCCAUCGUUCUGUGCACCUCUCGCACAAGCAGCGGCACCUGAUUGCCGACUUCCUCGCACUUGCGCUGCCGUACCAUAGCGCGACGUGCCCACCGCCAACGCCGAUGCGCGGGCUCGUCGCGGACGCGGCGCGCGUCGUCGUGUGCGCGCCGCGGGGGAAGAGUGCCGUGGGGUACGCUGAUCCGGGCCCGGCGCGGCUGGUGCUGGCCGCGGUGGCAACGUACGUCGCGUCGAUCUCGGGGAACCCGGAGCGCGUCGUAUUACCGCAGAUCGUGGACGACGAGGAAACGCCGACGGUGUGGAGGAAGGCGUGGAUCGGUUACACGCUCUGACGGAAGGACUUCUUGCUGUUAUGCGGAUAGUCCGUGACUUUGGCUGGCAUAUACAACCGCGAAGGGACGUGGGCUUUCAUUCUGUGACUGGGUAUAUGUACUCACUGCACCGCGACGCGGCGUACUAAUAUUUCCGGCUGGUUCCUUUGUGCAUUCUGUAUUCUGACCACUUUGUAGCAUAUAAUUCUUAUUACUGUUUGAGUCCAUCCUGGUUGACCGAUG
Schizophyllum commune H4-8 is the source of this 1072-nucleotide messenger RNA. RefSeq lists its product as uncharacterized. The coding region runs from base 125 to 850 and encodes 241 amino acids. The record is from RefSeq and is a predicted model, not a curated record. The transcript has a single exon. Lineage: Eukaryota; Fungi; Basidiomycota; Agaricomycetes; Agaricales; Schizophyllaceae.